Messenger RNA from Cimex lectularius (bed bug), 1215 nucleotides. It is a transcript of the gene Cyt-c1, whose product is annotated as cytochrome c1, heme protein, mitochondrial. Bases 39 to 968 code for a protein of 309 amino acids. NCBI's taxonomy places the organism in Eukaryota, Metazoa, Arthropoda, Insecta, Hemiptera, Cimicidae. The transcript has 7 exons. The record is from RefSeq and is a predicted model, not a curated record. Gene Ontology annotation, molecular function: heme binding; electron transfer activity. Gene Ontology annotation, biological process: mitochondrial electron transport, ubiquinol to cytochrome c.
UUAUUUUUCGGUUCUUUCUCGUCCGAUUUAGAAUCGAGAUGAUGGCCUCCUCUUUGGGAAGAAUUUUAGGGUCUUCGUUUCUCAGGCCGAAAGCCUCGGUCGUCCGGCUCCAGGGCGCCAAUUUAUCAACUGCCAAUGCCCAGUGGAGUCGAGGGAAAAGAAUUGCCGCAACUUUGGCUGGCAUUACAGUCGGGGGUGGUGCCGCGUUACUCUACGCGCUUGAGAAAAGCGUCCAGGCGUCGGACCUUAUCCUACACCCGCCUAAAUUGCCCUGGGCCCACCGUGGCUAUUUUGACGCCCUCGACCACGCCAGUGUAAGGAGGGGCUAUGAGGUGUACAAGCAAGUGUGUGCUGCGUGCCACAGCUUGAAGUACGUCUGUUACCGUAAUCUUGUCGGAGUCACCCACACUGAACAAGAAGCGAAAGCCGAAGCUGAGGAACAAAUGAUUAUUGACGGCCCAAAUGAGAUAGGAGAGAUGUUCAAGAGACCAGGAAAGCUCUCCGAUGCGAUACCGAGCCCUUAUCCGAAUGAGGAGGCGGCGAGAGCUGCCAACAACGGUGCUUAUCCACCAGAUCUAACGUACAUUGUACCUGCUAGGCACGGAAAGGAAGAUUACUUAUUUCAUUUGCUCACGGGAUACUGUGACCCUCCGGAAGGUAUCCCAUUAAGGGAAGGCCAAUAUUACAAUCCUUACUUCCCAGGAGGUGCGAUCUCCAUGGCUCAAGCUCUUUAUAACGAGAUUAUUGAAUACGGCGACGGCACCCCUGCCACGCAAUCGCAACUCGCCAAAGACGUUGCAACUUUCCUUAAAUGGACGUCCGAGCCUGAGCACGAUGAUAGGAAAAAAAUGACCAUAAAAGUUUUAACCAUCGGCGUUUUCUUCGUUCUGGUGACUAUGUACUGGAAACGUAGCAAAUGGUCAACUAUGAAAUCUAGAAAGAUUUUCUUCCAAGAGCCAAAGAAGUGAAGUGUCUAUUAAUUCAAUUUUAAAAUAAAACAAUUAACUAAUGAAGCAGAAAUACAAAACAGUCAAGCCUCGGUGUCAUUCGUAGUCUUUUUAAAAUUUAAUUUGUUUAAAAAAAAAUAAAUUCUGUAAUUUAUCAGUUUUGUACAUAAUAAGCCAAUUUCCACCUGUAUUAUUUACGUAUUAAUUGAAAAGAAAAUCAGAUUUUUUUUCCUUGUUUAAAGAAAUAAAAUUGUUGUUGACUAUUACA